Verticillium alfalfae VaMs.102 is the source of this 822-nucleotide messenger RNA. Its product is annotated as aromatic ring-opening dioxygenase family protein. Bases 1 to 822 code for a protein of 273 amino acids. Gene Ontology annotation, molecular function: zinc ion binding; ferrous iron binding; oxidoreductase activity, acting on single donors with incorporation of molecular oxygen. NCBI's taxonomy places the organism in Eukaryota, Fungi, Ascomycota, Sordariomycetes, Glomerellales, Plectosphaerellaceae. The record is from RefSeq and is a predicted model, not a curated record. The transcript is spliced from 2 exons.
AUGAUGCUGGGCGAGGAAUCCGAGGCUGCCACCUACUGGAAACGCGCCGGCGAUGCCGCUAUUGCGAAUAAAAUCAAAGGCGUCAUCAUGAUGGGUGCACACUGGGAUGCUCUCGGAGACAAGGUGGAGGUUGCCACAAAUCCGGACCCUUCCAAAUCACCAGUUGCCUACGUUCACCCAUCCAAGUACGUGGACUACAAGCUUGUGCCCGACAUCAAAACAUCUGAGCGCUGCGUCAACAUCCUCCGUGCGGCUGGAUUCGACGCCAGUGGUAACCCAAAGUUUGACUGGAUUCACGACACUUAUCUGAUUCUCAUUCGCAUGUUUCCUGACGGCUGCCCACCGACGACGCUCAUCUCCAUGAACGCGCGCUUCGACCCUCACUACCAUGUUCGCGUCGGCGAAGCUCUGCGGCCCCUCCGUGCGGAAGGUUACCUCAUCAUCGGCUCCGGCGGCGCUGUUCACAACCUCUACAGGAACCACUGGGCUCCCAUGUUGCGCUACUCUGACAACUUCGCCCAGACGCGCGCCCCCGAGCCAUGGGCACUCGAAUUCCGACAGGCCGUGGAGGAUGUCGUCAAGAACAAUUCUGGGCCCCGACUACGGAGAGCCAUGACGCGACUAAUGAAGCAUCCCAUGUACAGGGACGCGCACGCUACAGACGACCAUUUCAUGGCUGCCAUGUUUGUGGCUGGAGCUGUAGGCGAUGAGGAUGACGAGGGGUGUUUUGGUGAGCUCAAGGCUGAGACUUGGGAGCUUACCAACAUGUGUAAUAGUCAGUUUACGUUUGGGAGCUGGCCAAAGACACUGGCUGUGGCAUAA